GACGCCGAAGCUGGCCAGUCUACCUGUGUAGUGCGGGGAGGGAGCAUGUGCUGUGUAUGUCCGUAUGGCCAUAUUCAUUAAUCAUGAAUUCUGCAAUGAGAUAGCAGUGCUUAACGUAGUAGAUGCAGGGAUAGUGUCCCUAUGAGUGUGUGGGCCAGGAAAAUGACCUCAAAUAAGUUCGGGAGCGGUUGAGAUUGGUAAAAGUGCGCCCAAAAUCGUCAGAGCAGUGAUAUUUGCCCUCGGGGCUCCCGUGGUUGUUUUUUUUCCGUUUUUAUUAUUUAGUAAGAAGUACAAGGCAACUAAUACAUCACAAUGGAUUACCGUACAAGAAGUAGUUUAACGCUCUACAUCUGCAUCAUCUCGACAAUGAUAACGAAGGUGUGGAGCGCGGACGUGGUGAUCCAGAUCCCGCCCGAGCGAGUGCGGGACCAGGACGGCUACUACCGCUUGGACUACUGGCCGCCGCAGGGCAUCCCUCAACCCAACACCACCUUCACGCCCUCGCAGGUCGUGGCGGGCGUCAAGCUCACGCGGGCGCUCCCCGGCACCAAGUACGACUUUCAGCUCUACUACACCAACGCCACCAUCAACGACUACCCCACCUGGACGGCCUCCAUCACCACAGUGCCGAAGCCGCCCACCAACCUGACCAUUCCCAGCAAGAAGGGCAAGAUGGUGUCCGUGACGUGGGACCCUCCCGUGAUCGGCGAGUACUCCGGCUUCAAGCUAAAGGUCAUCCCCCUGUCGGAGCCGCAGAACAGCAACAAGAUCAUCAUCAUCACCGAGAGCCAGCUCCCCUUCCAGAUGCGGGAGCUCACGCCCGGCGCCUCGUACGAGCUGCAGCUCUUCACCGUCUAUGAAAACAAGGAGAGCGCCGCCUACGUGGCCACCAACUUCACCACGCGUCCCAACGCCCCGGGCCGGUUCAUCGUGUGGUACAGGAACGAGACCACCAUGCUGGUGCUGUGGCAGCCGCCAUACCCGGCCGGGAUUUACUCUCACUACCGGGUGAGCAUCGACCCCAGCGACGCUGCCGACAGUGUCCUGAGCGUGAAGAAGGAGGGCGAGCCGCCCGGCCCCGCCCAGGCCGCCUUCCACGACCUCGUCCCAGGUCGCGCGUACAACAUCACGGUGGAGACGGUGAGUCAGGACCAGAUCUCGGAGCCCACCACGGCCGAGUACCGCACCGCCAAACCCAGUAAGAGGAAUUACUCCAAUUCUUGAUUCUCAGAAUAUUACCUUUGAAUGGCCUAGACCAGAAGGCCGAAUUGAUUUAUAUACUAUUAUUUGGUGGAAUGAUGCUACUCCAGAUAGAAAGAAAUCCAAAGAAAUUCCAGGGACCCAAGCAACUGAAGGCAUAGAGAGGAAGUUGACCAUUUUGAUUGGUGAGCUGAGGCCUGGAGAGCUGUACCAUUUCCAGGUUUAUACCACAGCUCAUGAAGUGAACAGCAAGGUUGCAGAACUCUCUAGCAGAACAAUGCCUGUCAUCACAUCAGAUAUAACUAUUGUGAAUCAGCUAGAAACCAGGUCAUUCACUAUCAGGUAUACUCCAACGCCACGCUCUGUUGCAACUUUUGACACCUACAGAUUCAUGCUGUCUGAUCCAUCUAUACCCGUUAAGGAGAAAUCAGCAGUUGAUGAUGAUCGUAAGAUAAUAUUCAAUGGACUAGUGCCAGGUCGUUUGUAUAACAUCACAGCUUGGACAGUAUCAGGUGGUGUAACUAGCCAGCCACUCAUACGUCAAGAUCGACUGUAUCCUGAACCUGUUUCAAACAUCAGUGCUUCAUACAUAUCAGAUACUGAAAUUACUUUAUCAUGGAAUAAACCAAAUGGAGAUUAUGAUUCAUUUGAGGUGCAAUAUCUCCGUGAUAAUGAGCUCUUUACCAAUAGCACAAAGCAGGAUUCCAUUACCAUCACGAGAUUGCGACCACAUCGCAAUUAUACUUUUACUGUCCUUACUAGAGCUGGAAGUACUAGGAAGUCAAAACCUGUGUCUGCAGCAUUUACAACAAGUGAAAGCACUCCUGGGAAGGUUGAUGAAUUUGAACCAAUUGAAAUAAAACCAGACCAAGUCACAUUUAGGUGGUCAUUGCCCCCUGAUGAGCAAAAUGGUGUUCUUUUAGGCUUCAACAUUAAAUAUGGAAUCAAGGAUACUGCUCCGACAAAUGAAAGACAUUUUGAGCCUGAUGAACUGAUUGGUGUAAUCCCAAAUCUCAUCCCUGGGAAAACUUACUCCUUCCAAAUAGAGGCCACGACAAAGAUUGGUUCUGGACGCAUAAAGUAUUGGGAAGGAACCAUGCCAGUUUGGCCUCCUCCUCAACCAGGCAUUCAGGUUUUCCCAACAGAAGUAUCCCGUACCUCAACUUCUAUUCGUAUUCGUUACCGGAAAAAUUACUUUUCCAACCAAAAUGGGCAAGUUAUUGGAUACACCAUUGUUGUUGCAGAAGAUUAUUCCAAGAAAUCAGAAGGGCUUGAGUUGCCUGCCUGGCAAGAUGUUCAGAGCUAUAAAUUCUGGCCUCCAUAUCAGGUUACAGAAAUGUACUAUCCAUUUAACAAAUCAUCAGUGGAAGAUUUUAGUAUUGGCAUUGAGGAGGACUGUGAUACUCGUGCUGAUUAUUGUAAUGGACCACUUAAACCAGGAACUACGUACAAGGUUAAAAUACGAGCUUAUACAGAAAGAACUAAGUUUGCUGAUACACACUUCAGUCAUUCAAUUACAACAGAUUCAGAGAGUGGGAAUGUUGGAUUAGCAGUGGCAAUCCCAGUCCUCCUCCUGGUGUUGAUUGUAGUGAUGGUGAUGAUCAUAAGACGACGAAGAGCUUGUGGAUUCACAAAAAGGGCUCCAGAUCCAGGCAGUGACAUGCAUUCGCUUCCAGAUUCUAUAAUAGAAACAAGCCGUCCAGUGAAGUUGCAAGACUUCGUAGCACAUUACAGAUUUAUGUCUGCAGACUCAGAGUACCACUUCUCAGAAGAAUAUGAAGCGCUCAGUCAUGUUGGAUGUGAUCUCCAGCGCAAUGCUGCGUAUAUGUCUGUCAAUCGCCCAAAGAAUCGUUUCACAAAUAUUUUGCCUUAUGACCAUUCUCGCUUCAAAUUGCAACCAACAGAUGAUGAAGAGGGGUCUGAUUAUGUCAAUGCAAAUUAUGUACCAGGUUAUAAUUCUCCAAGAGAGUUCAUAGUGAGCCAAGGUCCUCUUCUGUCCACCCGGGAUGAUUUCUGGAGAAUGUGUUGGGAAAGUAAUUCCCGUGCUAUUGUGAUGUUGACACGCUGUAUAGAAAAGGGUCGUGAAAAAUGUGACCAUUACUGGCCCUAUAAUACACAACCUGUUCGUUACGGAGAUAUUCAAGUGACUAUCCUCAACGAGAGUCGUUUCCCAGACUGGACCAUCUCGGAAUUCAGAGUUUGCAAGGGAGAUGUUUGUCGAGUGGUUCGGCACUUCCACUUCACAACCUGGCCAGAUUUCGGUGUCCCUGACCCACCACAAACACUGGUCAGAUUUGUACGAGCUUUCAGAGAAAGAGUUGGUCCAGAUCAGAAGCCAAUUGUUGUGCACUGCAGUGCUGGUGUUGGGAGAUCUGGAACUUUCAUUGCCUUGGACAGGAUAUUAUUCAGCAUUCGCACAUCUGACUAUGUGGAUAUAUUUGGUAUUGUAUACGAGAUGAGGCGAGAAAGAGUAUCUAUGGUACAAACUGAGCAGCAGUAUAUAUGCAUCCACCAGUGCCUUCUAGCUGUUCUAGAAGGAAGAGAAAAUGAACACCCAGUACAUGAAAUUCAUGAUAAUCAGGGUUAUGAAGAUGAUGAAGGGAUAGUGGAGUCGGGUAUGUGACAGGAGGUGUAUGGGUUGCAACCACUUGCAACCUAUACUAAAUAUGGAAAUGACAUGAGUAUUGGACCAGACAGGCCUUGAAAACUUGUCAGAAGAAAAAAGACUUAAAGAAUAUGAGGAAAAUCGAAUUUUUUAUAAAGAUAAUUUUAACUACUUCAACUCGAGUACCGUAUCAGAAAAAAAAAAUUACAUUUUUUUCUGUUAUGUUUAUGAUUUAGAUCUUCAUGGUUAAAUGUCUGUAAUUAAUUUACCAUUAUUGAAGUGCUCUAUGUAGAGUGAUGUAAUUUGUUUGGAUAGUUCUUAAUAGGAACUAAUAGGCUAAAUUAUCAUUUAGCUGAACUGAAGAUUGGUUUAUAAUUUUAAAAAUUCACAUAUUAUUGAAAAUGAACAGUAUAUCAAUAACCCCUAUGUAAAUAGUGAAAAGGCUUUUAUAUGUAACUGGAAUUCAGUAUAGUCAUAUUUGUUAAUGUAUAAUGUGCAAUUUGAUGUCAGUGAAAAGAAAUGUAACCAUAGCAAGUAAAACAAGUGCCAUUACAUUUGGGAGAAAGCAAGAGGUAAUGAUUCCGUCCUCAAAUAUAUAAUUUUAUUCCUUUCACAUAAUUGUAAAAAGCACCUUCUGACAUUCUUUCUCUCCUUCAUCUUUUGACUCUUUUUUUAUGAUAAUGAAAUGUGUGCAAAUAAAUCAUGGCAUUAUUGUUGUGGAUAAUACCAUUUUUAUAUGUAAAUGAAAUGUUGCACACAGUGCCCAUGUGACUACAGGUGAUGUAGAGUAGCUUCAGAUUGUAUAUGUAUUAACUUAUUGUUUGUUUUUGUAAAUAUAUUAUAACUAUUUUUCUAAGUUUAUACUGCAUAUUGAAACCAUUCAUGUAAAAUGAGGGUUUGAUACUGGGGCCACAGAAUGAUGUAAAAGAUAUGGAUUAUGGUUUUAUGGAUGUUAUUGUAUAGGUUUUUUAGGACUUUGUUAUGACUGUCCUCUUAUGAAAGCUGAACAUUUCAUGUAAGUAAAAUCAGCUGUGUUAGAGGAUUCUGUUAGGGUUCACAUGUGUAAAAUCAGUCAUAAGUAAGUGAUUGACGUACAAGAGUAUUUGUUAAUAUUUUCUAACAUGGGAAAUAGAUCUGUGUAUUCUAUUUUUGUCAAAUCAUUAAAUACUCUAUCAGUG
Molecule: messenger RNA, 4983 nt
Organism: Penaeus monodon (black tiger shrimp)
Lineage: Eukaryota; Metazoa; Arthropoda; Malacostraca; Decapoda; Penaeidae
Gene: Ptp10D
Product: tyrosine-protein phosphatase 10D-like
Biological process (GO): protein dephosphorylation
Molecular function (GO): protein binding; protein tyrosine phosphatase activity
Source: RefSeq, a predicted model, not a curated record